UUUCUCUACUGAUGACUCCGCGAAGACACGGUGGUGGUGAUGAUGAUGAUGGUGAUGAGGGAGCGUCCGCGGUGAAGGACAAAAAGGAACUCGCGCGCGGAUGAAUGACGCUCCAAGGGCGUUGAGGUGAGCAGCAUGGAGGACGGAGGGGACACAGCGCGCGCUCUCAACACCGGAUGAAGGAAGCGAGCGACCUUCACCUUUCUAAACGACACGCACGCGAAGUCACGCUCUUGUGUGUCCCGACACUUCAGUAACUCUGUGUGCGUGUGUGUGUGUUUUAUAGUUUCGGUGAGGCAGUGUAACAGGUCAGUGUGUGUGACCUCACGCACCAUGGAUGGAGCAGUGGGCGGGACCAUGGGCGGGGCCUCAUCGGACCCUCGGCCUGUGCGUAACGGAGACACGAAGCGGCGCAGUAAGGGGAGUUUACCCUCUCCCGGUUUCCGUCUCUCUCAGGCGUCUCUGGAUGGCGAGGUGGCCCCGAGACGCCGCCCAUCCGUCAUGAGCUCGUCACGAGACGGCACCAGUACGUUCCGGUCCGGCACGGCAGCAGGCACGCCCACCACACCUGGCCCACCUGGCUCCGCGCCCUCUGCUGGCGGGCCGCGCACUGUGGGAUUUGCUGCGUCCCGUGCUGCCCUCGCAUCCACCUCGUCCUCUGGCACAGGCGUGGUGGUGAUAGCUGCUGGAAGCGGGGUCACAGGAGGGGCGGAGCCAACCACCACCAUGACAACUGCAGCCGGAAGUCCAGAUGUUGUUCCUGGACUGGACGGAGAGGAUUAUUACAGCUACUCAAACCAGUCAACGUUUAUGCAGCGGCAGCUCGGCGCCAUGUUACAGCCUGGAGUCAACAAGUUCUCACUGCGUAUGUUUGGAUCCCACAAAGCUGUUGCUCUCGAACAGGAACGACUGAAGAGUGCCGGUGUGUGGAUCAUCCACCCAUACAGUGACUUCAGGUUUUAUUGGGAUCUCCUGAUGCUUCUGUUGAUGAUGGGGAACUUGAUCAUCCUUCCAGUGGGGAUCACAUUCUUUAAGGAUGAGAACACGCCACCGUGGAUCAUCUUCAAUGUGGUGUCAGACACAUUGUUUCUGGUGGACCUUGUGCUGAACUUCAGGACCGGCAUUGUGAAGGAGGACAGCACCGAGAUCAUGCUCGACCCCAAAGCCAUCCGCCGCCACUACCUAAGGAGCUGGUUCGCUGUCGACUUCAUCUCCUCUAUCCCUGUCGACUACAUCUUCCUCAUGGUCGACCUGGAGGAGCGCCUAGAUUCUGAGGUGUAUCGAACGGCUCGAGCUCUGCGCAUCGUUCGUUUCACAAAAAUCCUCAGCCUGCUGCGCCUGCUCCGACUGUCUCGCCUCAUUCGAUACAUCCACCAAUGGGAGGAGAUCUUCCACAUGACGUAUGACCUGGCUAGUGCGAUGGUGCGGAUCGUUAAUCUCAUCGGGAUGAUGUUGUUGCUGUGUCACUGGGAUGGCUGUCUGCAGUUCCUUGUCCCCAUGCUGCAGGACUUCCCACCUGAUUGCUGGGUCUACAAGAACAAUAUGGUGAACGACUCGUGGGGUGUGCAGUACUCAUACGCUCUGUUUAAGGCAAUGAGUCACAUGCUCUGUAUAGGCUACGGUGCUCAGGCUCCAGAGGGAAUGACUGAUGUUUGGCUAACAAUGCUUAGCAUGAUCGUGGGAGCAACAUGUUAUGCCAUGUUCAUCGGCCAUGCCACUGCUCUGAUCCAAUCACUGGACUCCUCACGGAGACAGUACCAGGAAAAGUAUAAGCAGGUGGAGCAGUACAUGUCCUUUCACAAACUUCCAGCUGAUGUGAGACAGAAGAUCCAUGAGUAUUAUGAGCAUCGCUAUCAGGGGAAAAUGUUUGACGAGGAGAACAUCCUCGGGGAACUAAGUGACCCACUAAAGGAGGAAAUUGUGAGCUUUAACUGCCGCAGUUUGGUGGCUAACAUGCCGCUGUUUGCUAACGCGGAUCCAAACUUCGUGACUGCAGUCCUCACUAAGCUGCGCUUUGAGGUGUUUCAGCCCGGAGACUUCAUCAUUCGUGAGGGGACCGUCGGCCGAAAGAUGUACUUUAUUCAGCAUGGCCGAGUGAGUGUCCUCACCAGGGGAAACAAGGAGACCAAACUCAGCGAUGGAUCAUAUUUUGGAGAGAUCUGUCUCUUGACCCGUGGCAGGAGGACAGCGAGUGUGAGAGCUGAUACCUACUGUCGUCUUUACUCUCUGAGUGUGGAUAGUUUUAACGAGGUUCUAGAGGAACACCCGAUGAUGAGACGAGCGUUUGAAACAGUCGCAGCUGAUCGACUAAACCGCAUUGGUAAGAAGAACUCCAUCCUCUUGCGAAAGACGUCUCAGGGUGGCUCAGUGGCGAGCAGCACUCUGGGCCGUGGAGGUGGGCCUGGGACUGGGGGUGGAGCCAGCAGUGGCCGUGGAGGUGCUGGAUCCUGUGACAGCAUUUUAGUGCAGCAGAUUGUCAAACAUGACAGCAUGCCAGCCAUGCAGGAUGUUGCUACUGGUAACUGGAUUGGGGGUGCAGGAGGGACUGUGGCAGGGAGUAUGUCCUCACACCCACGACCAGUGAUCUGGGCUCCAUUAGUUCAUGCCCCCUUACACACUGCAGCAGCUGCCUCGAAUGUUGCCAUUACUCUUCUACAGCAGCAGCAGCAACAACAGCAGGGCAUGUUUCUUCCCUCCCCCCUCUCAAUCUGCCCCACUCCCCUACCUAUUUGCCCCUCCCCUGUUCCUAUUUGCCCCUCCCCCUCCUCUUGCCCCCUCUCACCUCCACGUGCCCCUAUUCUGCCACCCCGCCAGUCCCUCAGUGCUAUCAUAACCCCCCGUGGCGGCCACACUUCCAAUACAUCAACUCCUUCCCCUUCUACAGCAGGCCCACCUAUUAUCGGUGGAGCAGGAGUCACCAAAACACCUUGCACUCCCAUGUCAUCAGUCCCCACCCCCUUUCAGGCCAGCAGGACUCUGCACAACAACCUCCGCCUUCAGACAGAACCAAGUGUUAUGGUAGGGGGGGGCACUAAUACAUUACCUCUCCAGAAAGUCUUGCCCCCUUCCUCCGGAGCCAAAGAGGCUCUGAUGCGUCACGUUGGAGGUGGGAGCACACAGGGCCUCCCCUCUUUGGGCCGUCUGACCCAGGAGGCACGUCUACUCUCUGCCUCUCAGCCUACCCUUCCCCAUCGUGGUUGGCCACACCCUCCUCUCCAUAGAAAAGCUUCUGGGGGAAACUUACUCCCUGCUCCUUUUGUGAUGUCACAGGCUCAGUUUGCAUGGGGGGGCAGUGCAGGAGUGCUUAGUUCUCACAAUCCGCAGGUGCAGAAAAUACCUGCACAGACAUCUUUGCCCCUUCCCUCUCCACUCACACACACACAAUCAGCCACACAGGCCACUCCCCCUCCCACUGGCUCCUCCCCUCCAAAAACACAUGCUUCUUACUCUUCAGCUCAUGCAUCUCCAGCCUCAGGUCCUGCUUCUUCUGCUCCACUGAUGCCCCAAACUCAGCAUCCAAAACCCGUCCCUACACGGUCCUCCCCUUCCCCUACUUUCUCUACUAUGGAUACGCCCACUUAUUCUAACCCAGCCCCCUUGGUUCCACCCCAAACUCAGAGUAGUAAGCCCUCACCCACUUCCCCUUCUCAGCCUCAGAGUCCUCGUUCAAAACUUUCUCAGACUCCUCCUCCACCUUCUCCAUUAUCCUUCACUCCAUCUGCAACUCCGUCACACACUCGUACCCCAACCCCCAUUCACACACCUGCUCCAACACCAACACACACUCAAGCUCCACCCCCAAUCCCAGUUCCCACCCAAACCAGGACAAACACUCCAGCUCAGACUCCAACAAGCUCAGCGAUGCAGACCCAAAUAACAAAUCAGACCCAAACCGUUUCUGUUUCAUCUCCUUCCGAAACCUCUGUGCAGAUGCCAAAUGUACUUUCUCCACCUACCCAAAGCCCAAUUCAAACCCAGACGCAAACCCAAACUGCAACCACGGCCCAAACUCAAACCCAAAUUACACCUCAAACUCCACCAUCUGUUUCAGCUCUGUCCCAUAUUUCAGCCACCCAAAUUCAAAGCAAGGGGAUACCACCAACCAACACCACUCAAAUGUCAGCUCAAGAAAAUACAGCCAGGUCUCCACUCACUCAAAGCCCGACCCAAAUGCUGAUGCAAACCCAAACUCCCUCCAUGGCUCAAACCCUGAGUUCUCAUCAAACGCCAUCCUCAGCACAAACUCAGAGUUCUACUAAAACUCCAAUCACAGCCAAAGCUCAGAGUUCUACUAAAACUUCAACCACAGCCCAAACUCAGAGUUCUACUGAAUCUACUUCCCAAAACCCAACUCCAACCCAAUCCCAAAACACAAGCCCAGUUCCAAACCAAACUCUAACACAAACUCCUUCAUUCAAAUCUUCAUCAUUUCCACCUCUAUCACAAAAAGCAUCCUCUUCAACACUUCAAAUCCCCAAAGCACCCCAAACUCCCACUCAGCCUCCAUCCACCCUCCAAACUCCACAGCCUUCUUCCGCCCUCUGCCCUUCCUCACCACAGUCUACUACACCUUCUUCAAACCCACCUUCAGUCUCACCAGGACUUCAAUCCACUGCAGCUCCAGAUUUAGGGGCCUCAAACACUGCUUCCUUCACGUCGUCCAUGUCAGGGAAAUCAGACACCGCCGCACUGCCAUCACAGAAAGAAUCUGACGCACUAAGACACAAGCUUCCCGCUAACAUGUAAAGGGUCAUAGGUCAUCGCAGCAGAUGAUAAGUUAGAGGUCAUUAUGUGUUAGUGAUUGUAAGCAGCAGGUGUGGGAGCAGAGCUGGAAAGAGCACAUGACAUUUCUUUCACUGUUCAUUAAGUGCACGCUAUACCCAAAAUUCUUAUAAAGACAGUGAACACUUAGAGGAGAAUGUAAUCGUGAUUUGGAAAUCAACUGGUCAGCAGCUGCAGUGAGUGGGGAACACUUUUUCACUUUUAUUCAUUAAAAAUUAAAUUAUAAUGAACCUGUGAUGAUCUGAACAACAGCUUACACAUUCAACACUGGAGGAUGUACAAGGUAAAGAAGUGUGAUGUCAUUAUUUUCUAGCUCUGCCCCCUUCAGUCACCUUUUAUUCACCAAAGUGUAAUAUAAUGUAAAUAAUAAUACAAAUAAUAGUAAUGAUUAUUAAUAUAAAUAGGCAAAAAAAAAAUUCUGUACUAAUUAGGAGCAAUCCAUUCAUGGUGUCUCGUCUCAGGUGUUCAGUGUUAGUUUGAGACAGUGCAGCUCUAGUGUUCUUGUACACACACACACACAUACACACACACACACACACUCACACACUACUGUGGUUACUGUGUGUUUUUGGUGUGCAGAAAUGUAGUUCCACACAGCUCUGUAAAUAUAACAGCUUCUCUGUUGGUCUGUGAAACACACUGAGGCCCUGUUCCAAUACUGGAACACUUCCCCUAGACCACUUGGUUAAGUGGUUAAGUCCCCUCAGACGUCUUACUGGUUGUUGCCAUAAUCUGGCAGCUUAGCGAAAUGUAUAAAGCAGUGAUCAGAGCAAACAAGAAUAAAAGAUGAUCUCUUUGUACUUAGUGCUCACAGUGGACUUUACCAGUUGGAAAAAAAAAAGUUAGGACUCACUCAUUAUCACGAGCAAGGGAUAGUUUUUGAUUGUAUGUUCAGGUUAGGUGUGCCUUCAUGUGCAAUUAUCAGUAUACUGCUAAGUCAUAAAUUCUAAUAUACGUGUUUAAGAAGCUAUACUAAGUUUUUUGACUUGUUGCUGAACUUUAUGCUUUCAUCGUGGAGGAAGAUAUGGUUCUGGUUCCUUACUGUUCAAAAUCAAGCUCACAUCAGGCUCACAUCUCUGAUUAUCUACAUUUUUACAAUGGGAAAAGACCAGCGUAGGCCAGGCUAGCUAAAUAGCUAACAAUAACAGUGCAGCUAUACUCAUACAAGGUCAUGGUCCACGCUAACUGUCCACUAUUAUGCUAAUACUCACUAUUUUUUAUUUAACUGAGUUCAUGAAUUGUGACACAAUGUUGAUAUUUCACAAUAUGGUUAAACACAUUAUUUGUGUUAGUGGUGAUACUAAGUUUAAAGUUAGUGUAAUUCUAGUCUUGUCUUAUUACUUGACUAACACUGAGGGAAGUACUGAUGUUCCAGAUGGUUCUGUCUCGUUUCCACACUCACUGUGUCUUUCCACUCUCUCUAUAAAACACUUAACUUUAGGUUACACAUUCUAGCUACCUAAUUUACAGCAACAGCAAGGUCUCUUGUCUCAGUUGCCUAGCAACAGUGUUUCACAAGUUUAACACCCUGAAUGAUAUCAGGUCAAAAUCACAAACAUGUUAACAUUAGGGAAGUGGACGUGGGUACAGUGGAGACAAUACUGCAACGUUGAGUUAGUGUUUCGACUGUGUCAUUCAUCUCCAUCUGUAUGAUCAACACAUACACACACACACACACACACACACACACACACACAGUGGUUGGAUGUAUUAGUACAAUUAGCAGUCUCUUUUCUAAACCAGGCUGCCUAUAGUGUGUGCACUUAUGGACCAAAUGAGUUUUAUUUUUCUGUUGGGGAGAGGGGAUGAGGGCUGGUGUGGAGGUAUUUGGUGAAUUUUGGUGCAUAAGGUGAUGUUAAAAAGAAUAAAGACAGUUUAGAAUCAGUGUGCUGCAAGACCUUUCUCUCUCUCUCUCACAUUUUCUCUGUCUCUGUCAUCACACACUUGCAUGUUUUAGCCUAAACCACAUUCUCCUCAUCUUCUGACUGUCUGACUGACCAUGAGGCCAUUAUUUUUAUUGUAUUGUUUAUUUAAUUAUAAUUGUAAAUUGUGUAUAUGUGUACUGACCGUUACAUUGAUAAUUCUGAAAGUUUCUACUUUAGAGCUGAAAACACACACUGACACACUGAACUGCAAUUUGUUUCUCCCUUUUUUUCUAGCACUUUAAAGUGAAAAGGACAGAAAAUCACAUUUAAAGAUCUCAUUCCAAUUCCACUGAAUGAUGUGACGUCUACAUUUAUAACCUAAUGUACUGACGGAGAAAAAAAACAUUUUAAAGAAUGAUAAAUUUGCUACAGGAAACGAGUUCUCACUUUGAUUAUCAGCAUCAACCACAUCAGUCUGUCUUAUCACCUGAGUUAAAUGUCACCUGUGGUGUUUAAACAUGAGCUUCAUGUUAAAGAAAAAAAAAACCUAAAUAAAAUUAUUUCCACAUCUUUCCACAAACUCAGUGUUGCUCAAAACAAUUCAGCUCUAGUGUCUUUCAAAGGGUUUUUCCAGACCACCUCACAUUUGUGGUUCUUGUUACCAUAUUAUUUAUUGGAAUUAAUAUUUUGGGGGGAUGCUGAGCUUUUAUACUGUAAAUGCUUACGUGACAGUGACAAUAAAAAGAUUUGUGCAUAGGAA
Molecule: messenger RNA, 7407 nt
Organism: Pangasianodon hypophthalmus (striped catfish)
Lineage: Eukaryota; Metazoa; Chordata; Actinopteri; Siluriformes; Pangasiidae
Product: potassium/sodium hyperpolarization-activated cyclic nucleotide-gated channel 1
Exons: 9
Coding region: 334-4746 (1470 amino acids)
Biological process (GO): monoatomic ion transport; transmembrane transport
Cellular component (GO): membrane
Molecular function (GO): monoatomic ion channel activity
Source: RefSeq, a predicted model, not a curated record